Etheostoma spectabile (orangethroat darter) is the source of this 1243-nucleotide messenger RNA. It is a transcript of the gene gins4, whose product is annotated as GINS complex subunit 4 (Sld5 homolog). Bases 167 to 841 code for a protein of 224 amino acids. Gene Ontology annotation, cellular component: GINS complex. Lineage: Eukaryota; Metazoa; Chordata; Actinopteri; Perciformes; Percidae. The transcript has 8 exons. The record is from RefSeq and is a predicted model, not a curated record. Gene Ontology annotation, biological process: DNA-templated DNA replication; double-strand break repair via break-induced replication.
CGCGAGAAGAGUGGGUGGCGCGAAUUAACAAGGAGUUUCAGAUACACAGCGCUCACUAGCUAGUGGACGUUUCUUCGGCAAUCUUGAUCUGUUCUGUGUGAAACGCUUAUAACGUUACAUUUUACUUUUUAGUUACAGUAUACAGGUCGUUUUGUGACGGAGAAGUAUGUCGGACGCUUUGUCUGAUGCCGGCAGCGACGUCAACCAAGAUGACACCCAGGAGGAUGUAAUGACCCCGGCGGAGCUGAUAGCCAGACUGGAAGAAGCUUGGCUGAAUGAGAAGUUCUCCCCGGAGCUGCUGGAGAACAAAUCAGAGGUGGUGGAGUGUGUUAUGGAGCAGCUGAGCCACAUGGAAGCCAACCUGCAGCGGGUGAAGAAAGGCGACGCGAAGGCCAGCAUCCAUCGCAUGGAGAUAGACCGGAUCCGCUUCGUCCUCAGCAGCUACCUGCGCUCUCGUCUGCAGAAGAUUGAGAAGUUUUUCCCGCACGUCUUGGAGAGAGAGAAGUCUCGAGGGGAGGGAGAUCCGUCGCUGCUCUCACCCGAGGAGUUUGCCUUUGCCAAAGAGUACUAUGCGAACACAGAAACCUACCUCAAGGCUGUGGCACUGAAGCGCAUGCCGCCCAACCUGCAGACGGUGGAUAUGCUCAAAGCGGUGCCUGAGCCCUGCAUGGACUCCUUUGUGUUUCUACGGGUGAAGGAGAGACAGGAAAACAUCUUGGUCGAGCCCGAAACAGACGACCAGAGAGAGUACGUGGUAGACCUGGAAGAGGGCUCUCAGCAUCUGAUGCGGUAUCGGACGAUAGCGCCGCUCGUUUCCAGCGGAGCGGUGCAGUUGAUCUGAGCGUCGGGGUCUGUCUGGUGUGGAUGUGUUUGGCUCCCGGAGGUCAGAAAAAUGAGCGGUGGCCUUUUUUUGUCACAAGGCGGUAACAUGAGGAACAUUAACCUGCAGAGAUCUAGGAACGCACCCUUCGUCCUCACUGUUUUUUGGGAUGAAGGACAAACUCUUGGGACGCUAACAGACGUUUGCGGCUGCGUGUCUUCCAGACGAGUUACUCUGGAAAACAACAACUCGUAUUGCUGAUGAAUGAACCCUGUUCACAGAGCAGCGUUCACAGGGCUGCAGGGUUAUUUUUGGGAUCUUUUUAAAUCAUGUCACAACAUAAGUUUGGUUACCAUAUCAUAAUGUAUUCUGGUGUGUUGGUGUCUGUGAGGUUGCUAAAGAAAAGUCGAUCUAAUCUGCUGA